This is a messenger RNA of Microthlaspi erraticum, 390 nucleotides long. NCBI's taxonomy places the organism in Eukaryota, Viridiplantae, Streptophyta, Magnoliopsida, Brassicales, Brassicaceae. The record is from the annotation of a GenBank genome assembly.
AUGGUCGAUGAUCAUAACGAUCGUGUACUAUGGGAUUGUGGAAGUCCACUCUAUGAUUCCUACGAGCUCGUCUCUCUCACUCACACCAUCGAACGUCAUUUCAUGUCUCUCCCUUCUCUCGCCGGCGCCGGAAAAGUCUAUAGUUCUCGGACGCCGUCUGAUUUGGGAGCAAAGGCGAAUCGUGCUGCCAUCACUGUUGUCGAUCUGUGUUGUCCCGCUGAUUCGACGGCUGGUAAAGUACUGUGCGGUGUUUUUCGGAAGAGGUGGUGGAAAAGAAAGAAAAACGCCGAUCUUGCUGUCGCCGAGAAUAACAACAAGAAGACGUUGUUUUGUCGGAUUUUCUGUGGGAUGAGUAUUUCUACUACAAGAUCUGGCUCGCCGAAGAUGUGA